Messenger RNA from Sitodiplosis mosellana (orange wheat blossom midge), 667 nucleotides. RefSeq names its product LYR motif-containing protein 2-like. Lineage: Eukaryota; Metazoa; Arthropoda; Insecta; Diptera; Cecidomyiidae. The record is from RefSeq and is a predicted model, not a curated record. Gene Ontology annotation, cellular component: mitochondrion. Bases 171 to 488 code for a protein of 105 amino acids. The transcript is spliced from 2 exons.
UUGAAACCCAUUGAGUCUGAGUGAUAAUUGUUGUAAACAUUGGACUUUUCAUUUCGCAAAGACAGGUUAAACUACAAAAGCGAUGUGUAUUUAGUUUCUGAUUCUUGCUGGUCAACAGACACCAAAAAGCGAUUUUCCAUGCUCAAAUUGUGGCUUGAUUUUUGGGCACAAUGAGAAAAUUCACGAAACCAAUAUUGUCAUUGAAACAGUUUAUGCUGCGGCAAGAGGUGAUGAAGCUCUACAGAGAAAUAUUCCGUUCGAUCAGACUGGUUCCGGAGGUGUCAAGCCGAAAUGAUUUGAAACAAUGGACACGAUCUGAUUUUCGUGCCAAUAUGCAUCACACGGAUGAAUUAACGAUCAAAAUGCUACUGCAACAUGGCCAACGUUCACUCAAAGAACUCCAAACUAAUUUAGAACUAAGCGGCAUUGCGCCGGCUUCGGAAGCAACUAGCACCAAAAAUACAAAAUCCAAUGAUAAGACGAAAUGACAGCAAAUUCGAACCAAAUACUAGUUAAAAUUAAAGAAGAAUGUUUUCUCAGUUAUGAUUGUUAGAAAGGAAAAUGACAGGUUUUUUAAUUGUGUUUUGCCUUAAAUUUCACUAGGAAUUUGCCUUUUUUGUUGUUUUUUGUUGUUUGAAUGAACCAAAUAUAAAAAAUGUUAAUAUCA